UGAGAAUGCGGGCAAAUACACGAACGUGGAAGAACCAAAACAAACACCGACGAACGCGAAGUCUUCUAUAGAGAAAUUUUAACCAUAAUAUAAGAAAAGCGAAGACCCGUGAAGAGGAUCCAGGGGAUACAAACAAAAGUCUAAAGUCCUAUAAAGGAAGAAAGAAAGAAAGAAGUCUUCGGUCAAAUAAACAAGGUGAUUUUAUGUCACUUUAAGAUUUCUUUGAAGACUUUAUAGAGGGGAUUUUUCUCGGUCUACUAUAUUUUUUUGUCAUUCGCUCAUGGACGUGAGUUACUCUGACACCUAAGUGACCCAAGAAGGAGAAUGAUGUCUGCUGUGACGAGAAGUCUUCCAGGAUUAUGGAAACGAGUCAAGACGUGCAGGAUGGCUGCUGGAAUCUUCCUGUGGGAGCAGAAGAAUGUGAGGCUUUGUCACUCAGCAUGUGUGAAGCAACUUCCUAGCUCUUCCACAAAAGUUUUUAGAAGUAACUUGCUUCUUCAGCCUCAGAGUUGGUCCACUCCAUCACACAGAAGAUUAUGGGGCUGGCUCAAUACGAUUUUCAACAGAGUAGAUGAAAGCCGCAUCAAGGAUGUUGGUCCUGAUAGAGCCUGUGCUGAGUGGCUUUUGAGAUGUGGAGCCUUGGUCAAAUGGCGGAAUAUGGAGUCCUGGACUAAAGAUUACAACAGCCUGCCAGUUUCAGGUGGAAGGCUGCUCAAAGUUGAGGAAAUUGAUGCCACAGACUCAGCAAUCAUGCACAUUGGAUUUCCUCAUUUUAAAGGUUGCAAACACAUUCGGCGCAUUGUGUUUCACAAAGCCUCAUACCUUGAUGAUGCUGGACUAGAGCAGUUACCCUUAUUGAAGGAUUCUCUUGAAGAACUACAGAUCUCCUCUUGUGGCAAUGUAACAGAAGAAGGUCUACGACACCUUAAGCAAUUAAAGAAUCUGACCUACCUACUUAUAUAUGACUUACCUGAGAUCAAGGACAAAGAUGCCAUGUGCAAGGAGUUGGAAGAAGCUCUCCCCAACUGUGCUGUUGUUUUCCCCUAUGCUUCUGCUAAAGACGACCCAAAUUUAAGGGAAAAAGCAUAAAAAGCUAUAGUUAAAUGAAUCCUUUUAUGUCUGUGAUACAAAUACUGAAUAUAUAUGUCUAUAUAUCUAUCUAUAUAUCCUUCUAUCUCUCUCUCUCUCUAUAUAUAAAUGUACAU
Messenger RNA from Penaeus vannamei (Pacific white shrimp), 1205 nucleotides. Its product is annotated as ATP synthase subunit s, mitochondrial. The record is from RefSeq and is a predicted model, not a curated record. Lineage: Eukaryota; Metazoa; Arthropoda; Malacostraca; Decapoda; Penaeidae.